AUGGCAAGAACCAAGCAAACCGCAAGAAAGUCUACUGGUGGUAAGGCCCCAAGAAAGCAGUUAGCUUCCAAGGCCGCCAGAAAAUCUGCCCCAUCUACCGGUGGUGUUAAGAAGCCUCACAGAUACAAGCCAGGUACUGUUGCUUUGAGAGAAAUCAGAAGAUUCCAAAAGUCUACCGAACUUUUGAUCAGAAAGCUACCUUUCCAAAGAUUGGUUAGAGAGAUUGCACAGGACUUCAAGACCGAUUUGAGAUUCCAAUCUUCUGCUAUCGGUGCCUUGCAAGAAUCCGUCGAAGCUUACCUAGUCUCCUUGUUCGAAGACACUAACCUGGCUGCUAUCCACGCCAAGCGUGUUACCAUCCAAAAGAAGGACAUCAAAUUGGCCAGAAGACUAAGAGGUGAAAGAUCAUGA
This is a messenger RNA of Torulaspora globosa, 411 nucleotides long. It is a transcript of the gene HHT1, whose product is annotated as histone H3. The coding region runs from base 1 to 411 and encodes 136 amino acids. The transcript has a single exon. Gene Ontology annotation, biological process: rRNA transcription. NCBI's taxonomy places the organism in Eukaryota, Fungi, Ascomycota, Saccharomycetes, Saccharomycetales, Saccharomycetaceae. The record is from RefSeq and is a predicted model, not a curated record. Gene Ontology annotation, cellular component: nucleosome. Gene Ontology annotation, molecular function: protein heterodimerization activity; DNA binding; structural constituent of chromatin.